Molecule: messenger RNA, 1492 nt
Organism: Malus domestica (apple)
Lineage: Eukaryota; Viridiplantae; Streptophyta; Magnoliopsida; Rosales; Rosaceae
Product: 3-oxoacyl-[acyl-carrier-protein] reductase 4-like
Biological process (GO): fatty acid biosynthetic process
Molecular function (GO): NAD binding; 3-oxoacyl-[acyl-carrier-protein] reductase (NADPH) activity
Source: RefSeq, a predicted model, not a curated record
GCCACUUCGUAAGAAACAGCUCAAGCUUUGUUUCCCUCGCCACUGUCGGAGUUCCCAAAGCACUUCAACGCAGAGCACCUCACCAAAACGCCUUCGUUUUAUAAAAGCUGAUCGCCAAUUCCUCGCAUUUCGAGCUUCUCAUUUCUCCCUUUGCAUUUUUCAAUUCUCCAGAGCUCCCAUGGCUUCGGUAUCUGCAUCAAACAUCGUCGCUUUAAAAUCCGCCGUUAAGUUCGGAGCUACCACAGACGGCAGGGCCUGCCAGUUCAAGCAAUGGGCUCCGAUUGGUGGCGCAACCGUAUGGGGUCGGAGCAUUGGGCUUCGGUAUAGAUCCAAGCGCUCCUCCAUUUCCCCAGGUUACGUGAGGGCACAGGUGGCGACGCUGGUGCAAGCGACCACCGGGGAGGCCAAAAGUGUGGAGGGUCCGGUGGUGGUGGUGACCGGAGCUUCUAGAGGUAUCGGCAGAGCUAUUGCUCUGUCUUUGGGCAAAGCUGGUUGCAGGGUCCUUGUUAACUACGCUAGGUCGUCGAAGGAGGCCGAAGAGGUUUCCAAAGAGAUUGAGGCAUUCGGUGGACAAGCUAUUACUUUUGGAGGGGAUGUUUCGAAAGAAGAAGAUGUUGAGGCGAUGCUCAAAACUGCAGUUGAUGCUUGGGGAACUGUUGAUGUACUGAUAAACAAUGCAGGAAUUACCAGGGAUGGUCUGUUGAUGAGAAUGAAAUUAAAACAAUGGCAGGAGGUCAUUGAUCUAAAUCUUACCGGUGUAUAUCUAUGUACCCAGGCAGCAGCCAAAAUCAUGAUGAAGAAGAAGAAGGGAAGGAUUAUCAAUAUAGCAUCUGUUGUUGGUCUAGUUGGAAAUGUUGGACAAGCCAACUACAGUGCUGCAAAAGCAGGAGUAAUUGGCCUGACCAAGACUGUUGCUAAGGAGUAUUCAAGCAGACACAUUAAUGUUAAUGCUGUUGCCCCGGGCUUUAUCGCUUCAGACAUGACUGCCAAGCUAGGGGAUGACAUUGAGAAGAAAAUUUUACAGACUAUCCCAUUAGGUAGGUAUGGCCAACCCGAAGAAGUUGCUGGACUGGUGGAAUUCUUGGCCCUUAGUCCUGCAGCCAGUUACAUGACCGGACAGGUGCUCACCAUUGAUGGAGGGAUGGUCAUGUAGGUUUUCCAUAUUGCCGGCCUAAGAGAAAUGUAUUAGAACCUUUGAGCUUCAGAGUUCCUACUAUGAGAUGGUAUCAGCAGAUUCUACCAUGACGGUAAAAGUUUAUGUGAAAGCUCAUCAAAUUACAGGUCUUUCGCUUUAAGUUAGUUCUACAACAAAUUUUACUGCAAGUUUUGAUAGAAUUUCAAUUUUAGCUUGUUACCAAAAGGAGCUCUGUACGAUGACAUGUUUGUGGAAUGUGUACCAACUUGUACACUCUGAAAAUAUCUCUUUAAGUGGGGACACAUGAUGACGCCUUUUUAGUUUGGAGUCAGCUUUAACGAAGUUGGUAAAAAAGAU